This is a messenger RNA of Didymodactylos carnosus, 1042 nucleotides long. NCBI's taxonomy places the organism in Eukaryota, Metazoa, Rotifera, Eurotatoria, Philodinida, Philodinidae. The record is from the annotation of a GenBank genome assembly.
UAAAAGACAAGAAUGUCACCCACUAUUAGGUCAGCGUUUAUGGUCAAACCAACAAUUACCAACAUGGAAAUCAAUAAUUAAUUUACAAACAGCAAAACAUGCUUAUCUUAUAGAUCAUCAAGUACAGGGGAAUAUUUUUUUCCCUGCUGCUGGUUUCAUUGAGUUGGCUUUGGCUGCCGUUUAUCAACUACUCUCUCAUAGAUCUGCUGCACCAACAGCAGUAACAUUUGAACGAGUAGAAUUUUUACAAGCAUGUAUCUUAAACAAAGAUGAAUUAACUGAAAUUUAUACACAAAUUCAAAUGCCUGGCUACAAACAAUUUUCUAUUUACAGUCGUCGUUAUCCAUCAACAAAAGAUGCUUUGAGAAAAAUGGGUCAAUCGGGAACAGAUUUAAUUCAAAACUAUCAAAGUAAUAACGAUUUGCAUAAUUACACAUCCAGACAAUGGACACUACAUUCAACUGGUUUAAUUCAAUUGCAACAAAAAAAAACUGCUUUAGAAAUACCAUCAAUAUACAAUUUUGACACAAUACAAGCAACAUUCACGGACAAUAACAAUCGUAGUGCGAUAUGGUCAAUAGAUAAUAAUCAUAUGUCAAAUUUAUAUAGAUACUUUCGAAGAAGUGGAAAUUAUUUUGGACCCUACUUUCAACAGAUAAAAUCGUUAUCAGGUACAAAUUCAAAAGUAUUAGCAGAAUGUAGUCAACAAAAAGAGCAAGAUGAGAAAUAUUAUCUAUUUCCACCAUUAUUGGAUAGCUGCUUUCAAAGUUCACUUAUCUUAAUGAUCGGUAUGGGAGCGAAUGUACCUAUAUCCAUUGAUAAAAUAACAGUAUUCAACUAUGAUAACCAAAAACAACAAAAGUUAUUUGUUUAUAAUUCAUCUCAUUCAUCUGUGAAUGGCCUGACAAAGGAUUAUAAUUAUUCAGCAGAUAUAAUUCUAUUUGAUCAACAGCAGAAACAAUUGAUUGCUAGCGUUGAAAAUAUCAAAAUACAAUCAUUAGCUGCAAUCGAUAAUGUUAAAGAUUUUACACGUUAUUCAUAA